AUGCAUAAAUACUUAGGAACUGAGUCUGCAAAGAGACUUUCAACUAUACAAAAAACUCAACCAAAAAGACUCUCUAAUGUCAGUAGUGUCUAGUUUGUAACUCAUACUCCUUAAGUAAACACUAAAUAUGUGAAUCUGGUUGGCAAUGAAACCAAGAUGAAGGCAGGGAAAAAUUUGAAAUAUGAAAAUGAAAAAGCUCAGCAAGCUCAUUCUGCUUAAAAGGAAAAAGAUGAUGAUGUCAUGAGACAUAUCAACACAUCAGUCAGUAAUCUUUUAGCAUUUGAGGAUCAUGAGGAACACUCAUAGACUGAUAUUAAACUCUAGCAGGAACUCCAACUGCCCAGAUCUAAUAUCCUAAUAAAAAAACCAUUGAAUUAAUCUGAGUGCAAUUCUCCUUAUAUUACAAGAGGUUAAAAUGCUACUUAACUUGGAAUUCCAGUCGCUCAUACCUUGAUAGCCUCCGAAAGUAAGAGUAAUUUUCAUGGACCUAGUCCUUUGACAAUGUCAAACAGUAAAAAUAGCAGUCCUUAUCUGAGAGCCAAUAAGCCUCUCUAUAGAAAUCAAAGUACAUUCUAAAUUCCUCUAAACUUACACUAAAGAGAUACUCCUUAAAAUCUAAAAUACAUAGAUACCAAGGAAUAUGAGACUAAUAAUUCAAGUGCUAACAUUGGAGAAGAAAAAACGUUGAAAGACGAUUAAAAAGAAAUUAAAUCUAUUCAAUUAGCCUAAUAUGCAAUCUAAGCUCUUAAAGACAAAGGAAAACAUAUAAAUUUUGAUACCAGAGAUCAAUUAGAUAUAUCCAAAACUAGUUCAAGUAAAAAAACAAAGAAAACCAUUUAGAAGAAUAGAUAAAUGCCUAAUAAACAAAAUCCAUCUUAAUUUAGCAUAAAAACAAAUGCUAUAAACAGCCCAAAGCGAGCUGCUAGACUAAAGAAAGGCAAGUCUGAAAGUAAUCUUAAGAAACAUGAAAUCUCUAAAAAUAGCUGCCCUUAGGCUUAACAAGUUGUGAUUCAAAAAAUGUAAUAACUGGAUUAGUCUAGUUUUAUCACACCUUUUGAUAGUGAGAUUACCUCUCAAAAUAAUAAUGUUAACAUAUCACAAAUUCAUAUUGAUCACGAUUAGGAGUAUCGUAUAAUGAAACCUAAUAAGAGUCCUUUGCUAAAAAAAGCUUAGGAAUCAAAUAUGUUCAAUCAGUUUGAAUUCGAUGACGACCAACAUGACUUUGAUGUACUAUUUGAACAGAAAAAGGAAAAAGGUCAUCCACCACUAUAAUGA
This is a messenger RNA of Stylonychia lemnae, 1275 nucleotides long. The record is from the annotation of a GenBank genome assembly. Lineage: Eukaryota; Ciliophora; Spirotrichea; Sporadotrichida; Oxytrichidae.